AUAAUAGCUUUGGCUCAAUACUGCUAGCCUACAUGCGCUGCACAGCUCAGUUUUGAACAUCUGGACCCAAUCAAAAGAUCACGAGCUGGAAAGCACUCCUAGAAACAAACUUAUGUAGCUUAGAGCUUUGCAGAACUUUAUUGUGUUAAUGAGAGACUGUGGGAGCCUAAACAGCCAUUUUAAAUCACACAGUUGUUAAGUUUUGUUUUUGCUUGCACACAGCACAGUGCUGGGCAGAUAUUAAACGGAAGCCUCUAGCGUCAGUGUUUAGGGUGUUUGAAGGUUUAAUGCAACAAUGGCAGUCAUACAGCUCAGAUUCUUAUUAGCUUCAUUCUUUACAAGUAUUGCGGGAGAAGCACAAUAUGUAAUGCAAGAUGCUGGAUUGGUGCAUUACAUGGACCGCCGAAUUCUCUCAAUAGAGAACAGGUUAAACAAAUGCAAUCAAGAUAUUGCAGAUUAUGUCCAGGAAUUCCGAGAGUUUUCCAAGAGAAUGAUGUCGCGCCUGGAAGGACUCAACGUUUUGAAGACAGAUCUUAAAAAUGAUGUUGACCAUUUGCUAACAAGAGUGGAAAGAGCGCAAAGGGAAAUUGACUAUUUUGAAUCGGCAAAGGAGUCCCCCGACACCUGCGUGGAAGUCGACGAGGACCUUGUGGAGCAGCAAUUAAUGGAACAAGAGGAGUCGAAACAGAAAGUCAAGCUCAUGCUCAAUGCAAGUUGUAACCACAUGAUUGCAGGCUUCAAAUCCCUGAAGAUUGUAAAGAAGUCUGGAGACACACAGGGCUCAUGGCUGAAGGACCCCAUCAAGAACCCCCAAAAGAUCUAUUUCUUAACUGGGGUAAAGAACAAAAUUGUAAUGGAGUUUGCAAAUAUCCGGGCUUUUACUGAAAGCGGUGAGAAACAGUCAGCUCGCAGAGUUAACCUGCCUUUUCCCUGGCAAGGGACAGGCCAUGUUAUAUAUGACGGUUUUCUGUUUUAUCACAAAUUUGGCUCCUUAAAUGAGAUAAUUAAGUUUGACAUUCAGAAAAGAAAUGUCACUGGCCGGCUGCUUCUGUCAGGAGCAGGAGAAACCUUCGCCUACGACCUUCUUCCUUCCACUAAGAUAGACCUAGCUGUGGAUGAACUGGGAUUGUGGGCAAUCCACACAGAGCCAGAUCCUGGUAGAAAGCUGGUCAUUUCUAAAAUCAACUAUGAAACCAUGGCCAUGGAAUAUACCUGGGACACAUCCUGCAAAAGCCAGAAUGCCGAAGCGGCUUUUAUGAUGUGCGGCGCCCUGUAUGUAGUGUACAAUUCACCAGGGGGAGGUACGUCUCGCAUCGAGUGCAUUUAUGACACCUUAGACGCCAUCAAUCCUUAUGAAAUCCCGACGCUUCCAUUCCCCAAACGCCAGACAAGUCACUCCAUGGUGCAUUAUUACCCCAGAGAAAAGCAACUCUUUGCCUGGGAUAAUGGAUCCCAGGUCAUUUACAAACUCCUGACAAAGCUAAAAAAUUAAUAAAAGCAACAACAUAGAAAUCUCCUCCAUACUAAAAACUUGCCAGUGUAAAUAUGGUAAUGAAUUUACAAGUACUAGUGACUAAGAGGUUAUUUUUUUCUGCUUGCCCACAGCUUACACUUAUUUUUACACUUUAUUUUGCCUUUAAAAAAGAAGAUUUUUCACCCCUUUCCCCUAGAUUGGUGCAGUGCUCUGGAAAGGCCUUUCCCUUCCUUGCAAACAGAGCCAACUUUCUGAGGCAGCAACCUGAAUUUGGUGGCAGAUUGGGAGGGAGGCGGCAAAUCAACAGGUUAGGGUGGCUGAGGAAGUGAGAGAAAGAGAAGGCAAUACUGGUUGGUAUCCCCCUCUCUCCUGAUAAGAACUUGCAUGAAAGUGGCCCCCCCAACUUUUCUCACAGGCUCAUAUAAGAUCAGUAUAAACAGUUAGACCUGGUGAGCAUUUAAGGUCCCCAUCCCUAAUUUGCGGAUUGCCAUCUGAUUAGAUUUCACUUUGAUUCUGAUUUGAUUUUAGGAUGUAUUUUAAUUGAUCAGUUGAUUUUAUGGUAAUAUGUUAUAUAUUUGAUGUUAGCCGCUCUGAGCCCGGUUUUGGCCGGGGAGGGCAGGGUAUAAAUAAAAAUUAUUAUUAUUAUUUGUGAAAGAGACAAGCAUGUAAUUCUUGGCCUGGGCACAAGGGAGAAUAGUACAUAGUUACUGUUGUUUUGCUGCAGCCACACAACAUUGUACACGCUGGUUGCUUUCAGUCCCCCUUCUCUCCCAGCUAUCUUUCUCUUUCCUUUCCUGCUCAUUUUCCUCCCACCUCUGUUCCCACCCAGAACUUCUCUUUCCCUGGAGUAAACAGGGAGUCCCAUUCAGUGUGGGAUAAUGGCUUGUUACUUGUAGGUCUGAUUAUCACCUGGGAGACUAGGGUUCAAAUCCCCACACAGUCGUGUAGCUCACUGGGUGACCUUGGACCAGACACUCACUCCCAGCCUAACCUGCUUCACAGGGUUGUUGUGUGAGGAUAAAAUGGGGAGGAGGAGAACUACGUCCCCCACUCUGGAGCGCCUAGGAGAAAAGAUGGUAUAUAUAGGCAAUAAAACAAAAUAAAUAAAGCCACACUAUAGAUACAGCACACUUUUAAAGCACAAGACUGCCCCAGAGAACUGUAGUUGGUUACAGGUGCUGGGAAUUGGCUCCGUGAAUGGUAAACUCUGGUUCCCAGGUUUCUUUGGAGAAGGCCAUGUGCUUUAAAUGUAUUGUUUGGAUAUCACCAGGGAUACCAUUGGUGUUCUACUUUAACAGCAAAAUGACUUGCAGUACCACAGCAAACAGAUGGUCAGCGGGGGGGGGGGGGGGUGCAGAGGGGACUCCAUAACUGCAGCACCAGGUACUUCAGAUCAGGUUUCCCUCUUGACAGCAGUCUCCUGCACAUGUGGUCCCCUCCUGCAGCAUGUUUGUGUGUGUGAGCUGCCCUCUCACUAGACUGGGACCUAGGUAUAAAAUUCUGACUGCUCUUGUAGCGCCUUUUAAUUCUGAUAUAUUUUAAUGGAGCACAGCAAGUAACUCUACAUUCCACCAUGUAGACGCAUGCUAUCUAUAUAAUGUCAUAGCAAAUGGUGAACUUGUUUGUACUGUAGAGGAUAUAUUUUUAAAAAUGUAAAAUAAAAGAUCUAUAUAUUGGCACCCUUGGCUCUUG
This is a messenger RNA of Podarcis muralis (Common wall lizard), 3166 nucleotides long. RefSeq names its product olfactomedin like 1 (gene OLFML1). Gene Ontology annotation, biological process: signal transduction. NCBI's taxonomy places the organism in Eukaryota, Metazoa, Chordata, Lepidosauria, Squamata, Lacertidae. The record is from RefSeq and is a predicted model, not a curated record.